AUGGCUGAGGCGGAGCAGGUAGCCCCAGCCGACGAGGCCGACUUCACAGCGGAGAAGCCAGCCGAGAGCGACAGCAGCGAUUCCGAUGACGGCAUGCCUCCGCUUGACGGCUACUGGGCAUCGAUGCUCAACGUUACUAAGACUGAAGCGCCUGUGAAGCCCCAGCUUUUAUUGAAGACGAAGCUCGACGAGGAGCGGAAGGGUAAGGGCCGCGGCAAGGGCAAGAAGGGGAAGGGCGGCAAGUCUGGAUACCCGCCUAUGGGCAUGUAUCCGGGAUUUCCAUUCGACCCGCUCAACCCCAUGUGGGGCAGAAAAGGCUGGAAGGGCGGCAAGGGCAGCUGGCGCUCCAGACAAGGUGCCAACCCGAACGACAUAGGCGAUUUCAUCGCGUGGGCGCAGGACGAGAACGCCGCGGACGGCAGCCGGCCGGUGCGAGAGAGGUCCCGCUCACCCGCGAGGCAGCCUGCUUCUAUGCGCUUGGAGAGCUUCCUGGAGUGGGCACGCGACUCCCGCGAAGCGAAGGAGGAACCGCCCGAGCCAGAGGAGCGCGGAGGAGGCCUCGGCGGCUUCAUGGCUUGGGCCACCGAGCCCGGUCCGAAGGAGGAGGACGCGCCAGCCUUCCCGGCGCCGCUCCCGCCGCCGCCUCCGCCCCCGGCGCAGACGGCGCCGCCGCCGCCGCCGGCGGCAAAGGCCGAGCCCGAGGCCGAGGAGGAGAAGCCGGCAGCCACCGGUGGUGAGUUGAUCGUGCCAAAGGAGUUGGAGCAGGAGCUUCGGAAGAUGGGCGACAGCGCGGGCGUGUCGAGCUCCAGGCCCAGGCGCGCGAAGAGCGAGGAGCGUUCCGACCAGAGCGAGGGGGCUGAGAGGCUGGAGUCGCAGCUCAGGCUCAUUCUCCAGAUGGGCAUGAUCACCGAGCACAGGGGCGGCAGGCCUGCGGUCUGCGUCUGCCGCAUCGCGGGGCAGUAUGGCAAGCCGCGCAGCAAGCCCACCGAGGUGGUAGACGGCCUCGGCGAGAUCAUGUCAUUCAAGGGCGACAACAUCAACGGGUACGACACGUCCGACCGAAAGUGGGACCCCAACCGCCUGUUGCAGGGCUACUUCCACUCCGCGAGCACGCUGAACUACCUGCGGGCCCUCUGCGCAGCAGGGGGGCCGGCUGGCACGAAGGACAUCAGCGUCGACCCCCUGGCGGCCUCCCCGAAGUUCGCCAGCAUGAAGUCGUCCGCGCGGGACAUUGGCGGCAAGGAUGCGCCCACCGAGUUCUUCACAGCUCACGAAGCGAUGCAGCUGGACCUGGAGGAGGCACUGACCAGAAAGGCCGGCGACAAGUACUACAAUUUGAGCGCUCACUUGGUGUGGAUCGGCGACCGCACCCGUCAGCUGAACGGUGCGCACGUGGAGUACUUCCGCGGAAUCGCUAACCCUGUGGGCGUAAAGGUGGGCCCCUCGAUGAAGGCAGACGAGCUGCAAGAUUUGGUGAAGAUGCUGAAUCCUACGAAGGAGGAGGGCCGCCUCAUGCUCAUCACGCGGUACGGGGCUUCCAAGAUCGAUGACAUGCUGCCGGCACACAUUGAGGCCGUGAAGGCCAGCGGCGUUCCCGUGGUCUGGCAGUGCGACGGCGUCCACGGCAAUGGGAUCGUCGCGAGCAACAAGUACAAGACCCGUGUCGUGGAGGACGUGAUCAGCGAGGUCGUCAAGUGCAUCGCCAUCCACAAAAGGUGCGGCAGCGUUUUAGGGGGAAUACACUUGGAGGUGACAGGGCAGGAGACCGUCACCGAGUGCUUGGGCGGCUGCAUCGGAAUGACCGAGGAGAUGUUAACGAAGAAUUACGAGACAUAUUGCGACCCGCGCUUGAAUUACGCGCAGAGCAUCGAGGCCGCGUUCGAGAUUGCAGACAGCCUGACGUGA
Molecule: messenger RNA, 1905 nt
Organism: Prorocentrum cordatum
Lineage: Eukaryota; Dinophyceae; Prorocentrales; Prorocentraceae
Source: the annotation of a GenBank genome assembly